Messenger RNA from Planococcus citri (citrus mealybug), 10183 nucleotides. RefSeq names its product histone-lysine N-methyltransferase trithorax-like. Gene Ontology annotation, molecular function: histone H3K4 methyltransferase activity; zinc ion binding; DNA-binding transcription factor activity. The transcript has 18 exons. Lineage: Eukaryota; Metazoa; Arthropoda; Insecta; Hemiptera; Pseudococcidae. Gene Ontology annotation, biological process: positive regulation of DNA-templated transcription. Bases 374 to 8827 code for a protein of 2817 amino acids. Gene Ontology annotation, cellular component: nucleus; histone methyltransferase complex. The record is from RefSeq and is a predicted model, not a curated record.
AAAACACCUUUUCAAGUUGAAAAACUGCGUUUAAACUCUCGAUUUUUCGUUUUUUAAAAGAUUUCUCGAUAAUUUUGAGUAUUUUAAUGUCUCUAGAAUACGUAAAAUACUUCUUCACUUCGUUUCCAUCGCCAGUAAGUGUAAAAAACCCAUAAAACCCGUCGACCUCAUACUCGUCGAGAGAGAAUCGCGGCAUUUUUUUUAUCACGUUCUGAUAGACAAUUGAAAACCCAAACAACAAAGAAGAGAGUUGAAAAACAGAUUUAUUAACGAAUGUUGUUUUCAUUUCACUUUCUCGUUUUAAAUUCCUAGUAAUAUUACCAAAAUAAUGGAGUAUUUUUAACUAAUUAACGUGUACUAAUCGUAAUCAACCAUGGUGAAGUUCAAGUUUCCGGGCAAACCCUCGAAAAUGAUAUCGAGGAGUUUGGUGAGCGCGUAUUCCGUCGUAGUACCUUCUUGCGAUACGAGCUCAAUAUCAGAGGAUUUAUGUUUUGGUUUAUCGCUAUUUCAAAGUACUUUUGGCGACGACGACAAUAAUGAACCAUUUAACGGAUUCACCAACGAAGAUAUCGACGAAGCGAAAUUUGCCAAAAGAAAUCACGAAACUUAUCUCAGAGAGAAAAUGACCGAGCAAGGAUUAUACGUACCAGCAAUCCCGUUGACUAAAAUCACCCCGAAUGAUAAUCUAAUUAUCGAAACACCUUCCAGUCGUAAGUCAAACACCAACGUCACGAAGAAGAAACUAAUCGAAUGCCCUCAGAGACAAAAAGGCAUCAAAUUAUGGCGUCAGAAACGUAUGAUGAUGAAUCGUUACCAUCCUAAAAUUCAAAUCAGGCAUAAUUUCAAGUCGUUGAAUAAAAAUAGUCUAAUGCGUUUCAAGCAUAAACCCCUAAGCGCCAAUUACCUAUCGGAUCGGUACUGUAGGAAGUUCAUAUUACCUAGUCGUAGUUUACAUUCGUCUCGAGUUAUUAAACCAAAUAAAAGAUUCAUCGAUCACGAUCGCAAUUACAAGCUGAAGACGAUAAAAGGCGCGAAAACCGAUAUGAUCGAUGAAGAACGUGAUUACAACGGUAUUAGAUCCGACGACUCGGAUACUUCUUGCGGUGGCAUGGAUAAAAAACGCGCCAAAAUCGAUCCACCUUCGAGUAAAGUUAUCAUUAGAGAAGCAAGACUGAACAUCACUUCCGAAACAACCAUCACUGGCCCAUUCUCGGCGAAAAAGUUUAUUGAUAAAGAAUCACGUUCCGGUGUCAUCACUUGUGGAAUCUGCGGUUCGGUUCGGUUUUACAAAUACAUCCUGCAGACGAGAAAAUUCGGUAUUUAUAGCUGCGAACCGUGUCGUAGAUUUAUCCUAAAAAUGAUUAAAUACUCCAAGCAACCGAAUUCCGAAAUUCUCAAGUGUAAAGCUGAAACAGGUGUUGGAAAAUGUGUUAUCUUGCCCGUUACACCGAAUCGAAGAAAAGAAUCCGAAGAUCCUUUAAAAAGUCUCAGAUGUAACGCUUGCUUGUUAAGUUUAUGUCUACAGAAGUAUAUUAUGCCCGCUUCUAUUAAAAAAUCCCUAAUACAACUGAUACCGGAGGAAGUAAAGUCGAAUUAUUUGAACGGCCUAUCACCACCGGAUCUCAAAAAACCAUACCCGAUUCUAGAUCAUCCCUUGAGUGGUAUUUGUAAACCGGUUCAACUCGAAGAAGGUCACGAUAAGCUAAGAAAACGUUUAAAUAUGCUCAACUAUCUUCGAAAUGUACGUUGCAGUAAACGUACUUUGGAUAAGGGCGACACUCGAGGCAAUAAAUCCGCCUCAUAUAUUCAUAAAAGAAAUACCUUACAUCAAAAAAUUACUACGAGAAACAAAGUGCCUCAAGAGAGUGCCCGAGUUGAAGAAAAUUUCACCGAGAAAGAACCUUAUUUACCUCGAGGUCCCAGAAUCAAGCACGUGUGCCGGAGUGCGUCAUCUGUAUUGAAAACUUCAUCGAAUGAUAAGGAAAUCGAAGAAACCCCUUGCCCCUUAUCGGAAGCAGAUUGUGCUAGAAAUUUACGUAAAAACAGCGAAACUAAACUCGCAGCAGAGAGACCUUCAUCGGUGAAAAUCCGCCAAUGCGACGAUUCUAUACCGAUCCUUUCGGAGCAAGCCAGUGAUUCAGAUUCAACCAAAGCGAACGCUCACUAUGGGGCUCGUACUUUACAAGAUUUCGGCAAAGAUUCGUCAGACGAAUCGGACGAAAACGAAGAUAAACUUAUAUCGACAGAUUUCUGGGAAGCCUACGACCCCGACGAAGUAUACAAAACCGGAUUUCCGUUAAUCAGCUCCGAGUUACUGAAUGUUCGAGCAUUAUGUUUCCUUUGCGGAAGCGCCGGAAUAGAAAAGCUGUUAUAUUGUGUAUCAUGCUGCGAACCGUAUCAUUGGUAUUGCGCCGAGGGACCUUCGGCCUUCCGUGACGAAUCGGAACUGGAGAAAUGUCGCGUCAGCUGGGUUUGCCGUAAGUGUAAAGUAUGCUCGGCAUGCGGAGAACGUGAUUCGAGAAUAUUAACCUCGUGCCAACGCUGCAAAAAUUCUUACCAUGACGAGUGCCUUACUAAUAAAGCUUUAAAUAAACGUCUGUUUAAAUCGGAUCGACCAUGGGUCUGUUCGAAUUGUUUGAAAUGUAAAAGUUGUAAUAGUACAUCGGUGUUUACUUAUGUUGGAAAUAUACCGUUAUGCUCCGAGUGCUUUAAACUUAGACAGAAGGGCAGCUUUUGCCCUUUGUGCCAGAGAUGUUAUCAAGACGAUGAUUAUAAUGUUAAAAUGAUGGAAUGUGGUAUAUGCGAAAAAUGGAUCCAUGCGAAGUGCGAGGGGAUCUCGCACGAAAAAUAUCAAAUAUUGAGCUUCCUACCGGAUACCAUAGAAUUCGUUUGUCGACUAUGCUGCAGCGUACCUCCAGCUCAAUGGUGGUUAGCAGUCGAAGACGAAUUGAAAGCCGGUUAUCUGGGUAUCCUGAAAUCUCUGUGCAAAAACAAGAAAGUCAGCGACCUGUUUAAAGAAAGUCCUCGCAAAAAUAUUUGUCGUUGUGCGACCACGACAGCGAACAAAUUAACCAAGAAACCUCGCUCGUUCAGCAUAUCCGAUGCAGAUUCGAUAUCAAUAGAUUCCGGCAUGGAGAUUGAUUCUUCGUCUUCGGCGUCCGAGAUGACAAAAACGAGCGAAUCUUCAUCAUCAGUUGGUGGCAGUGGCGAUAAAAACGACGAUAGCGACGCAGACGACGGUUUGAAAAGCGUCGAUUGCGAAGGUCGCAGUGUCACAGACUCAGCGACCGAUGGUGGAGAAUGGCAGCAGCAAAAAUGCAGCUACUGCUGCUACAAUUCCGAAACCAGGAAUAAAAUCAACAACGACUUGUUAUCGAUUAAAGCGAAAGUACACAACAAUCAGUACAGCUCGUUGUUGAAUUUCCAUCAAGAAUUAAUCAGCGUUAUAGACGAAGUCGAAGAAUUGGAUUUAAUUCAAACGUAUCGCGACUCGUUGAAAAAAUUCUUCCCCUGGUUCGAUCCAAAUUCACCCGAAUUAAACGACGACGAAACCGAAAACGCAGAUUUCGCCGAGUUGUCGUCUACCUGCAACUCCACUCUGGGUGAAAGUGGCACCUCAUCGAUUCGCUGCAACGAUUCUACCGUCAUCGAAUCUGCAUCAACGACCGAAGCUGAAGAAAAAGAAUACGAUAACUUACGAAAACUUAUGUUCGCCGACGAAUACAACUACGAUAAUUUCAAAAUGCUAGACUUACGUAAAUGUAACCUCUGCAAAGGUACCGGCGAAGCGAUACCUUCCGAGGGAGGACGUCUCAUAUACUGCGGUCGAAACGAAUGGGUUCAUUCAAAUUGCGCUUUAUGGUCAUCCGAAGUAUUCGAAGAAAUCGACGGAUCGCUGCAAAAUAUCCAUAGCGCUAUCAGUCGCGGUCGCCAGAUACGUUGCUCGGUUUGCGAUAAAAAAGGAGCCAGUGUCGGUUGUUGUUAUAAAAACUGCACACUAACGUAUCAUUUUUUAUGCGCCAAGAAAGCCUCUUGCGUAUUUCUGCAAAAUCGUACUAUUUAUUGUCAAAAUCACGACACGAACGAAGUCACGUUACCUUUCCUGACGACUGAAAAGGAUUUCGAGAUACUUAGACCGGUGUAUAUCGAAACAGAUAGGAAGAAAAAGAAGCUCGAAUGUCAUUCCAGCGUCAAGCUGAGAAUCGGAUCGUUGCAUGUUGAAAAUUUGGGCAAAAUUGAUCCUCAUUUGUCGGAUAAUCCCAAGUAUAUAUUGCCUAUUUAUUACCGAUGCACGAGGUUAUUCUGGUCGACGACUAAGCCUUGGAAGAUUGUACAGUAUCAUAUACAGAUCAAGCUCAGGUACUGUUAUCAACCCAAUGGAUGCGAUUCGGAGAUUAAUUAUACGGUCGAUCAUUCGCAAUCUAAAGAUGGAUCAAUGCGUGAUACGACCUCAGUCGAAGCCAGCACGUCCGAUAGCGAUAAUGAAAUAGUAAAACAUCUCGUCAACGAACUAGUAAACAAAAUAGCCAGCAGCAAAGAAGACUAUUCGACAACGUUCAUCAGCUCUCAAGCAGGCGGUGGUGAUAUUCUCUCUCCCGAAUUACAAGAGGCCAUUUACAAAGACUUGCCAAACGAUUUACUGAACGAUAGAACCCUGCACGAUAUUUGGACCAAUUACGACGAUGCUCUAGACGAAAGUGAUCCAACCACUGAUCAGUCCAACGAUAGAAAUACCACAGGUCCAUCGAUACAUCCUCCAACUUUGAUCACUGGUAAAAAGCCACCUCACAUUGUUCGCGCCUUGGCCAAUUUAGCUAAUCGAGCCGCUGCUGAGGAUAAAAAAGAUAACCAAAGAACCAAAAAAGUCGACUCGUCGAACUCGCUCAAUAAAGUAAGCACCGGUGGUAAAUUAGCUUCGGUAGCCAGACAUCGUCUGAAAUCACCAGACGAUGGUCGAAGUAGCUCGAAGAAUAGCAAGUAUUUACGUGACAAGAAUAUCUGCGAAGCUGAAACAGCCUCCGUUGUGGCCAAAAAGACCACUCUGCAUCAAAGCACCAGCGAGACGACUUUGGGAAGUACGUUGUUUUAUAACGAACUGUGUAACAAAGUCAAGAGGAAGAUUGAUUUCGAAAAUUCGUCGAUGAUGGCGGCGAAUACCAGUUUGACCAACUCGAAGAAGAAACAUUACGACGUGACGCCGAUCGAUUUUUACCACGAGGCAGCCGAGAGAACGUUCAAACCAACUUAUGUUCAGUCUUACGAGAGCAUCCUGCAGUUGGAUGGAAUGGUGGACAUCUCGGACGAAGAACCGGUCAAAUGUAUCCGUUGUCAUCGAACGUAUCGUACUAGUUUCAGUUUCGAACGUCAUUUGGACGUGUGCAACUCGGAUGAUUUCAACGACUACAUGAUAUCGUCUUGCGAAAGCGACACGUCCUCCGAGGAGGAGAAAAUCGCCGCUGCCGAAUCUGCUCCUACGAUGGUAGCCAAUGUAUACGACUCGAUGGGCCAACAGCACAAGUACAUGUUCACUAUGGACGACCAUCAAAGCAGUCCGGCCAGCAUUCAGUACGCUACAGCUGCAACCAACGUCUGUAGCAUGGCAGCUGCUCAAAAUACCGUGUAUUCGUUCGCCGGAACGAUGCAACAGAAUCAUAUUCAGGCUCAGCAACAGCAGCAUGUCGGUAUCGCUCCGCAGGCUGCUUAUAUUCAGAAACAGGAAUGCAUCACGGUUACCUCGCAACCUCCUCAGCAGCAGUUGAUCCACCAAGACGCGGGAAUUAAGUUCAACGUGAUCGGCGUCGACGACGAACUCAAACAAGAAAUGUACAAUUCCGCCGCAUUGAAUGGUAUCUCAGGCGCGGUCGUCGCCCAGCCAGUGAGCACCCAAUCGUACCAAAUGGCCACGAAUAUGGCUCAACCCACCUACGUCAUACAAUCGUUCCCCAAACAAGAGAUGAUACCUACCUACGUAGCUGUAGAUAAUUCAAUCACAGAAUGCAUACAACCGCAACCGCAACUACAACUGCAUCAACCCCAGAUGAACUUCCAGCCUGUUAUACCUACGAUACUGGGCACAGUGAUGCAACCCAGUGUCAUCGAAACGCCUACUUAUAUUAUCAACACGGCGCCUACUUCGAACGGAGCUGAGUUAUUUGCACCUCAGGGUAAUAUAAUUUUGCCAAAUCAACCGACAACUAUGUUGUUCGGCAUGGAAACGGUGGUCAGCAACACGGUCAUGUCGUCUAGUCAGUUUAUGUCUUCGGAGUCUCAUCUUGCCGGUAACAUGGGGUCGUCUACGAUGUACCAGACGACUACAACUCAAGUUUUCCAAGCUGCGAAGCAAAUGCCUCCUCCUCAACCUAUUCCGGCGUCUGGGUUUAUCGUUGUGAAUUCGCCUAUUCAACAGAUGUCGAUGCAGCAGCAGACAGCGAUGCAGAAACCGGUUCAGAUUCAGACUACGUCUGGAACAGCAGUGCCGGAAAAAUACAUGUACGUGCAGGUGAACCCUCAAAACAUGGCCAACUUCAAAGCAGCCGAAAAACCCAAACCGAUAAUCACGAAAACCAACAAAAACAACAUUAUACCAAAGGAUAAACCUACCAAAGUGCUAAAAAUCAAGAACAACAAACCGGUGAUCACGCAGAAAUUCGUCACACCCGCGCAGCCACCUCUUGCCCCUUCUGUAUUCCCAAACCAGCCUACUCUGGCUCCUCAAACUUACCAAAUUGAGAAACCUGUAACACCAGCAGUGAAAAACGGCUACGUAGCAUCCGCCAUCAAUGGUCGAAAUUUUCGAUUAAAUAAUGCAAAUGCCAUUUCGACGAACCAGAAUCACCACGUGCCCGUCAGCGUUACGAUGCCCAUGCCCAAUGCUGCCAUAUCACCUCGUAAAUACACCCAGCAGCCAGUACCUGUAGCUCAAGUGGUUCCAAGACAGAAUCCGAUGUUGGCUCAAAAGAAGGUAGCCGUUCAAGAAACAGCUACGAAUACAAAUUCGCCUAAAUUGCUCAGUCCGAAGGUGGAUAGUCCGAAUUUUGCUGGAAAGUGUGUGAUUUCUUCGCCAAAAGUGAUCAAUCCGAAGGUCGACAAGUGCAUAAAUACGGAUAACGAGCCUGGUAUUUGUAAGCCCCUACCAGUAGCUGCAAAUCGAGUUUCUACAGCUUGUGCUGGUACGAAUACAGUCUCAUUAUCGCCUAGCCAAAGAACCAUACAGAUUAGUUACACUAUCGAUGAUAAAAGCCAACAAACCACCGAUGUAGACGGAAAUACUACGGCAGCUAAAUCAUGGCAGUUGAAUAUACCUGUGGAAGAGCCUGCUGUUCGACAGAGUGUUCCGAAAAUUGAACCGCAGCCUAAUCUGAUACCCAAAGUUACUCCCAAACCAGCUACCGUUCCUGUUCCUCAGAUUAAUAAUAAGGUAUCCCAACAUAGUAUGCCUCGGUUGGAUUUCUUCUCCGAUGCUGCCAUCACCAAAAAGAUCACUUUGCCGAACCAUACAAAGACAAAGAUUGAAAUAAAAAGCGAAUCCGAGCAAUUAUUCGACGAAUUGUUACGUCAGCAUAUGCUCAGCAUGGAAAACAUCCCCACUCCCAAUGUCGACGACGUCAAACCUAAAUCCGAAUCGAAUCAAGCGUCGUCUCCGGCCAUCAGUCCAGUACCUCAACCACAACCUAACCCACCCAAACCAAAACCGAUAAGCAAACCGUUACCAAGAAUUAGAUACAAACCUCAAUUGAACAUCGAAGCUGCAAAAACACCGUCUAGUCCUGCCCUUCAGCCAGAAGAUCCAUCUUCGCUGAAAUUAAUAAACGGUAAAAAGAAAGUCAUCCUAGAGAAAGAGAAUCUCAACAAAUUGCAACAUCUCGUCAACGAAACGUCAACUGAGGGCAACAAGAAUUGGAAAACUGCGUCGAUUUCAUUCGAGGUGAACGCCGAAGAUGGAUUCACCUAUAAAACGAACGACCUGAAAGAUUUAUGGAAUAAGAUCAUCGAAUCGGUUCAGAAAAGCAGAGCCAAGUAUAAAUUACCCUUGUUGCCGAAGAACGCAAUGGUGAACGCGGAUUCGAUCUACGGGUUGUUGGGAUUCGAAAACAACGCUUCCAAGUAUUUGCUGGAACAGCUGCCGGAUGCGUGGAAAUGCAUAUUCUACAAACCAGUUUUCCAUAAGUCGCCGUUGCAGAAUUGUACUAAAUCGUCUCCGAUGAAGAACGAGUCCGGAUGUGCCAGAACGGAGCCUUUCAAUAGUUCGCAUAAGUACGAUAUGUUCGGAUGGCUGGCCUCCAGACACAGGAAACCUCCCAAGUUCAUGAUGAUCUCUGAUGCGGAUAUCGUUAAUGGAAAUAGGAGAGUGACCAGUUUAAAUUUACCUAUGGCAAUGAGGUUCCGUCAUCUCAAAGAGACUGCAAAAGAAACUGUCGGCGUAUUCAGAUCUGAUAUCCAUGGCAGAGGGUUGUUCUGUCUGCGUGACAUUGAUCCUGGUGAAAUGGUCAUCGAGUAUGCUGGAGAAGUUAUCCGGUCAACUUUAACCGACAAAAGAGAAAAAUACUACACGUCCAAAGGAAUAGGCUGCUACAUGUUCAGAAUCGACGAUAAAUACGUCGUAGAUGCCACCAUGUGCGGUAAUGCUGCCAGAUUCAUCAAUCAUUCUUGCGAACCCAAUUGUUACUCCAGAAUAGUAGAUAUCCUGGGUAAAAAGCACAUCUUGAUAUUCGCCUUGAAGAAAAUCCCCAAAGGCGAAGAGCUCACUUACGAUUACAAAUUCCCGUUAGAAGACGAUAAAAUAUAUUGCCAUUGUUUGUCUCGCAAAUGUCGUAAAUACUUGAAUUAAUCAUCAUCGACGAUACGACGAUUCGACGUAGACUACUAGUGUAGCUUAUUCACUCAAAAUGCUUGCUAUAUUGAAUGAAAAGUUACCAUUUUCAUGUCGCCAUAUUGUUUUUAUUUUUACCUACUUUUUUCCCCCCAAUGCAACUUUUUUCUUCCUUUAUUAUUAUUAUUAUUAUUUUUAUUUAUUCGAUAGUUACGCUUUGUUUUAACUCGGUCUAAUUCCCCAUGCCCGGAUCCUAAAGAGGGGUUUGACAACUUCCUAGUCUUGGAACUUAUAUUUUUACGGAAGUUUUUUAACUUUUGAUUUUAUUUUUAUUCUUUAUUUAUUUUCUUGAUUUUUUUAUAAGUAUAGUUUCGAGUGUGUUUGUUUUUAUGUGUUUGUGUGUGUGUGAGCGACUUGACUUUAAAAUAUUAUUGUAAAAGUUUCACAAAACUGUGAUUUUAUUUCGAAGCAGUGUAGAGUAAAGUUUCAGGGUAGUUUUUUCCUCGUUUUAAAGUAGAUAAUUUUUAAGUUUUGUUUUUUUUUAUAUAUGUGUUUAAUUUGGUCUUAUUACGUACGUAUCUUCGAGAUUCGUAUGAAUCAUCAUAGAUGAUCAUAAUAAUAUUAUCGUGUAUGUGUUUAUCGUGUUUUUUCUUUAAUGAAAUAAAAAUUCAUUUAUCGUGUUAGACUUUUAUCAUAAUACGCGCCCGAAUCACUGUAAAAUGUAUUUUUAAGACUGUUGUUGAUUUUCGACUUAUUUUUAAGCGUAAUUUUGUUACCAAAAUUUUUGAAAUGAAUUAUCACACUUGGCAUUAUAACUAUGUAGAAACCCCUACGGUUAUUCUUCGCAAGAAUAACACUGUAUCGUGUAUUUCGAAUUACCCACGAGUAUAAAAAAGUACAGCAUUUUGUUUGUACUCGUUUGUGAUUUGAGAAUUUUUUUUUUCUUUCUAAUAACGAUGAGAAUUUUUUUUAACUGUGAUAUUCUCUGUAAAUAGUAAUAUUUUUUCAUUUUUUAAUCACGCCGGCGUGUUUUGAGAUUAAAUUCAGGGAACGAUGAGAACGAUGAAAAGUAGAUUUAUUUUUCUUUCACUUUGUCUUUUUACGUGUUACUAAUUAUUGUACUACUACUUGAUUUUAAUUCGUCAUUAUUUUUAUUGAAUUUUGUGUGUUAGUUAUUAAGCGAAUCAUACUUUUUUUUUCCUUUUUUUUCGUUUAUUUGUAUUUUUUAUCGAAAAGAUAGCCUUCGUUAGAAUUUGUAAUUACUAAUAAAAAAUCAUUACGUUACCCUAAAAUUAUAAAAGAUUUAUUAUUUAUAAUUUUAUUUUUUUUUGUAACGGAUAAUAAAUUUUUGCGUUGAAUAAAUUUUAAAUUUUA